GGGGGCGCCCUCGGGGCGGGGAUCGGCGGCGGAGGGCGCGGCGGCGGACGGGGGGCGCCGCUGCCGCGCGUCGCCUCGUGGCCGGGGAUGCUUCUGCCGCCGCCGCCCGUCGUCGCCGAGCCACCAUGCCGCGGAGGAGGAGGAGGAGGAGGCCGGUGACAUUACCGGGGAGGGGGUGCGGAGAGGAGCCCCGAGAAGGAAGAGGAGCCGGAGCCCCCCCGCCGCCGCCCCCUCCAAAAAUAUGACCGGCGGCGCCGCCUCCCAGAACCGCCGCCGUUGCAUCCGAACCCCGCCGAACCCCCCCGAGAAACCGUGCGCCGACUCGGAGCGGGCCCAGAAAUGGCGCCUGUCCCUGGCCUCUCUCCUCUUCUUCACCGUCCUUCUCUCCGACCGCCUCUGGCUUUGCGCCGCCGCCGGGGCCCAGCUCAGAGCCCAGGAUAGGAGCGUCGCCCAACCGGAGGCCGCGGUGAGGAGCGGUGGAGGCGCAGCCCCGACAGCGGAGGCGCGGCUCUGCCCCAACCAGGACUUGAGCUCAGCUUGUGGCCAACCGGCCGCGCCUCCCAGACCAGAAGCCGCGGCGGCGAGCAGCCCCGACGGCGCGGCCCCGACGGCGCAGCCCUGCCUGGACUUAAGCUCUGCCUGCAGCCACCGCCGCCUCUUGCAAGGGCCUCCCGGGUCCGCCUUCUCGGCCGCCGCGCCUGCUGAGGCGUCCCCGCCGCAGCUAGCCUUCCUGGAGCGGCACUUCCGCGGCUUGCGGCUCCCUUUCUGCCAAGCCUACACCGUCUGGGACCUGCUGCUGGGCAUGGCCGCCGCGGAGAGCCUGGACUGCAGCCUCCGGAGCCUGUUGGCCGACGUGGCAGCGGCGGCAGGCGGGGCGCAGCGCGGGGAGGCCUGCAGCAGCUGUCUCGAGGCCUACCAGAGGCUGGACCAACACGCUCAGGAAAAGUACGAGGAGUUCGAGGAGCUGCUGGAGAAGUACCUGCAGGCCGAGGACUAUUCCGUGCGCUCCUGCCUGAGAGACUGCAAGGCUGUCUACAAGGCAUGGCUGUGCUCUGAGUACUUCAAUGUGACCCAACUGCAGUGCCAACACCGGAUCCCAUGCAAGCAAUACUGCCUGGAGGUGCAAACAAGAUGUCCCUUCGUCUUGCCCGACAAUGACGAGCUGAUCUAUGGAGGGUUGCCUGGCUUCAUCUGCACAGGGUUGCUGGAGAGGGAGCUGCCUGACCAGGAAGCCAAGUGCUGUGAUGUGCGGUGGGACUCCUGCGACCGGCACCUGGAAGGCUAUCGCAAUGCAUCUGCCAAAUCAGAGCCAUUCCACGACCAACACCACAACACCCCCCAUAACCACCAGCAACGGCAGCAGCAGCACUACAACCUCUACUAUCACCACACCCAGUACCACCACCACCACCCGUCCCUGCUGCCAGUGUCUGCAGGGUCCCGCCUCAGCAACAGCAAGAUCCGGUUCUGCGUCCUGGUCCUGAUGCUCCUCCACACCAUGGUGUCCUUCUCGAGCGUGCACAGCAGCGGGGGACUGAGCUUGGGGGCCUACCCCACCAUGGAUGAGACCCUCGCAAGGGAUGAGUGAACCUCCUCUGAAAGGCAGGGAAAAAGGAAACCUCCAGCUCUUUUCUCACCUGGAGGAAAGAAGGGGUUUGGGUGGGCACAAUGAAGCUCUCCCUACAGUGGCGGGGGCGGCGGCACAGGACUGGGGGUGACACAGACAAAGCCACCCCAACGCAGAGCCCCCUCCCACCCCCCAGAGCAGGUCGUCGCAGGGCCCGCCCUGCAGUGGGUGAGUCUCUGAAGCGUUUGGGGGGCUGUGGGAACAAGCGAUUGUUCAACAGCAGGUGUCAGACUGGGCCUCUGGGGGGGAAAUGGCUCAGUGAGCAGCAGGCCUUAGGCUGGGCCUCUGGAGAAUAGAGUUAUGUCAGCAGGAGGCCUCAGGCACGGCCUCUGGAGAAAAGGGUUUGAUCGGCUGCAGACCUCAGGCUGGGUCUCUGCAGGGAAAAAUGGUUCUGUCGGCAGCAGGCCUCAAGCUGUCGGCCUUCAGCCUCAUAGAGGCUCAGAGGUCGAGGAAAGGCCCACAGUGGGACUUGGAAAGAACUGCCUUCUUAGGAAAGGCAACCCCCCCCCCCGGCCCACCAAGGGCCACUUCUCUGGCCGCCACCACACAUAACAUGUCUCGUUUAUGGGGCCACAGUGAUCUCUUCCCCAUACUGGGUAACUUGCCCUAGGGGCAAAAGAAACUGCUUGGCAGAGAUCCGUUGUUUUUUUUCCCCUCCCCCAUCAUCCUCUAAGCCCAAUCCAAACUAUAAUUGUGAUGGUGCACUGCCCUGCUGCCCCCUGCCCCCACCUGUAGGAACCUCCAUCAGUCACUAAUAAUUCCCAAGCAACCUUUUCAGUGCUCUUGGUCAAGCCAUGUUAUGUGAUGGGUUGGCUCUUCAGCAUUGCAAUGGGUUGGACUAGAUGGCGCUUGGGUUCCUUCCAGCUCUACUAUGAUACAGUUUUUCAAGUGGGGUUCUCUUGCUCCUUAAAGAGCUUAAAUCGAGGGCAUGCCUGCAUCACCCUUGUCCUCCAGGAGAUGUCCUAGGACAUGCAACCAAUAGCAGGUCCACUCCUGCUCCUUCUCCCACCCCCGCUGGUGUGGUCCAAUUUUUCCAUUUUUGGAAUUGGUUUGGCAAUCGCUGGGAGUUCCCUCAUAUUUGAAAUAAGAGUUUUAUUGGCAGAACUGCAGCUUGGAAGGGAAAGGGUUAAAUUUAUAGAACGGUAUAAUUGGAAAGGGUCCCAAGGGUCUUCUAGUAAAAUCCCUGCAAUGCAGGAAUCCAAUAUAGUAAAUCACUCCUGCUUUCCCACUUUCUGUGAUCCUGAUAUUGAUUUU
Podarcis muralis (Common wall lizard) is the source of this 2881-nucleotide messenger RNA. It is a transcript of the gene NALF2, whose product is annotated as NALCN channel auxiliary factor 2. The record is from RefSeq and is a predicted model, not a curated record. Gene Ontology annotation, biological process: calcium ion import across plasma membrane. Gene Ontology annotation, cellular component: plasma membrane. NCBI's taxonomy places the organism in Eukaryota, Metazoa, Chordata, Lepidosauria, Squamata, Lacertidae. Gene Ontology annotation, molecular function: stretch-activated, monoatomic cation-selective, calcium channel activity.